GGUUUGAGCCGCCAGGAAAGACCCAAUAUCAGGCGAUAAAUCUUAUGAGAUUUCUACAAUGAAUAUGUAACAUAGAGGAAAAGGUACAUUGCGUAUAUUUAGUUGGUUAGGAAAAACAUCUUUUAAUUACUCUCGUGUUGGGGAGUCAGCUUAAAACUGUCCUUGUUCCGUGGCGAUAAAUUUCUGUGUUGGCACAGGGUCCUUCCUAGGGUCGCCACGGCCACCAUCCACGCUCACCUGUCACUACUGCCUUGCUACUCAGCGUCGUUCAGGGGCCAGCAGGACCGCUACUACCUGGGAAGCUCUUAGGAAUGCAAAACGUGGGACUCCAAGGCUACCUUCCGAAUCCCAUCUGCGUUAUACCAAGAUCCCCGAAGGACUCCGCCACAAGUUCGAAUUUGAGGGGCGAUGCUUCAGUGAACCAUAUCCUGACCCAGGAAACUUGCCGGCCAUGCUUCUCACUGACAGUGGCAGCAGCUGGGAAACACGAAUAGGGAGGAACAAAAACUAUCCGGCUGUCAGAAACGAAGCCGGGCCCAGGGAUCCAGGUUUUAUCACCUCCGACUUCCGGGACGCGCGGGCUUGAGAACGCGCAUGCGCCCGUCCGGGAGGGCGGUGUCUCACUCUCCAGAGGCGGCGGGACCAAGGUUGUUUGUCGGCUUCCGGUUCGCUAGCCCUGGGAUCCUUGAGGGUGUCUCCGAAUAAGAAUCGAGCCGUUUAUGCAGCCAGGAAACGCGGGGUUACAGCACUGAGUGGGUCCAUGGCUCGAGAUAUAAGUCCUGAUCUUCAAACUAAAUAGUUCCAGGAAGGAAUGAAGGAUGAAGCUCUACAGAUAAUAGCUGCCCAAUCAACCUUUACCAAAGAUGAAAAGGAAGUCCAUGAAGACACCACCAACUGAAAUAAUGGUGUUUGAUUCCCCAGAGUAAAUUCUCGUUGAGAAGAAACUUACAGGUACCCCGAAAUGACUGAGAUUGACCAGGCAGAGGCCCAACUCUCUGAGUUGGACCUGCUGGCCAGUAUGUUCCCUGGUGAGAACGAGCUCAUCAUGAAUGACCAGCUGGCUUUAGCAGAACUGAAAGAGUGCAUUGAAAAGAGGACCAUGGAAGGACGAUCUUCAAAAGUUUACUUUACAAUCAGUAUGAACCUGGACGUAUCUGAGGAAGCAAUGGUGAUGUUUUCUCUGGCCUGUAUUCUUCCUUUUAAAUACCCUGCAGUUCUGCCUGAAAUUACUGUCAGGUCAGAAUUCUUAAGUAGAUCCGAGCAGGCUCAGCUGAACACGGAUCUGACUGCAUACCUACAAAAGAACUGUCUCGGAGAUGUCUGUAUACUGAAUGCCACAGAGUGGGUUCGAGAACAUGCUUCUGGCUACAUCAGCAAAGACGUCACUCCAUCCCCUGCUCCAGGAAGUACAGUCCAGCCAGGUGACCACGUUCUCACAAGGCUCUGGAUCUACAGCCAUCAUAUCUACAACAAAUACAAAAGAAAGAAUAUUCUUGAGUGGGCAAAGGAGCUUUCCCUCUCUGGGUUUAGCAUGCCUGGGAAACCUGGUGUUGUUUGUGUGGAAGGCCCACAGAGUGCCUGUGAAGAAUUCUGGUCAAGGCUCAGAAAAUUAAACUGGAAGAGAAUUUUAAUUCGCCAUCGAGAAGAUAUUCCUUUUGAUGGUACGAGUGAGGACAUGGAGAGACAAAGAAAAUUUUCAGUUUUUGAAGAAAAAGUAUUCAGUGUUAAUGGAGCCAGAGGAAACCACAUGGACUUUGGUCAGCUGUAUCAGUUUUUGAAUGCCAACAAAUGUGGGAAUGUUUUCCAGAUGUUGUUUGGUGUGGAAGGACAGUGAGCAGGGGAGUGGCUGAAAGCAUUUUGCCACUGUUGGUCUUUUGACUUUUUCCUCUCUUUUGCUUGAAAGAUUUUGACUUUAGUCCCACUCUAGAAUGUUAGGGAGGGAAAAAAAAGGCAAAGCAAUGUAGCAGAAAUGCAUCUGUUAAAAAUAUGUCAUGAUUAGAACUGAGUUUUAAUUUAUAAUCUUAAAAUUGUUGAUAGACAUUUCUUGACUUACAAGCUACCUAUUUUGAAAAAGAAGUUAAUUAUAUUUAAUUAUAACAUUGGUGGUCCAACUUGCCACCAUUCCCAACCCCUUUCCCCUGUAUCUGUCUCCACUUAAGAACCUGGAAAAGCUAAAUGCUCACUGUCUCAGACUCUUGCAGCUAGGGUGGCCGGGGGACACAGCUUUGACCACGGAACCUCUGGGAAAACUUUUGCUUCCCUGAUUAAAGUGAUAGGUACAGCUAGGGCACCUCUUCCCUCUCUUCUGUCACAAGCACCAAAAUGAUCACUAGAGCUGCAAUCGUCCUUUCAGCCAUGAAGGAAGAAGGGGUGAAGAGAGCCACAGAGAUGCCAAUCCUCAAGCAGUUGAACCACUGAUCCAACACUAGCACCUGCCUAUCUCUAGACAGCUUAUUAAGAAAUAAAACCAGUUUUAUUUGUAUUUCUGUGCCUGUUACUAGCAGCUGAAAGUGAGUUUGCCAAUUAGAUUUUUUUCAGAGCAUUAGUUUUGCAUGUACCCCAGCCAUUUGGUACAAAGACACGUGGGAUUUUUCUUAAACAGAGUUUGCAGUUCAUCUCUAUUUCUGUAUGCUCAUGCUCUGCCCUGCUCCUUGGCUUACCUCAGAGAAGGCUUAGAAGACUUUUUAAUAGGUCUCAAGCAUGCAUGGAAUUGGUAAUUUAGAGCAUUUGUUUUUGGCAAAUUGGAUUUUGACACAUUUUUUUCAUUCUGCAAGUGGCUUUCUGUAAAUCUACUUUCAGCAAAUUGACCCACUCAAAUAAACACACAACCUGGUUUUCGAGACCCUGCAUAAACCA
Capra hircus (goat) is the source of this 2856-nucleotide messenger RNA. It is a transcript of the gene RWDD2B, whose product is annotated as RWD domain containing 2B. Gene Ontology annotation, molecular function: protein binding. The transcript has 6 exons. The record is from RefSeq and is a predicted model, not a curated record. NCBI's taxonomy places the organism in Eukaryota, Metazoa, Chordata, Mammalia, Artiodactyla, Bovidae. The coding region runs from base 962 to 1834 and encodes 290 amino acids.